Zea mays is the source of this 1412-nucleotide messenger RNA. RefSeq lists its product as uncharacterized. The record is from RefSeq and is marked predicted. Bases 254 to 1171 code for a protein of 305 amino acids. The transcript has 9 exons. Lineage: Eukaryota; Viridiplantae; Streptophyta; Magnoliopsida; Poales; Poaceae.
CGAACGAAGAGGUGAAAGCGACGGCUAGGAACCGUGGCCGCGACCCGCGAACGCAGACGGCCUCGAGCUCUCCCUCGUCCCCCUGCCCUGCCCGCACCCUCAACCCCCGCCCGCGGGCUCUUCCUCCGGCCCCCAGGCAGACGCUCUUCGCUCCCCGUCCGCGCCCGGUGCCCAGGGCACCCGAGUCCCGCCUCAGCCAGUCCCCCCGCCCCGUGCGUCGCGCAGUCGCGAGAGGUGGUGGUUUCAGGGGAUUAUGGAAUGCUUAACAACAAGUUUUCCAAGAAAUGUUGGAAAAGAGUACAUCUGUUCAAGCAAGUUGGUGUCCGGAAACCAAUGGAUCCCCAAAAGGAUUUGCUGCUACGUCUCUUGUUCGACAAACUCCAGUCGAUGCCACAAGUUCACUGAUGUGGCAUGCCCCAUGAGCCCAGUUAUUCGAAAAAGGUUACGCUGGAGAUGCUUUGCUGCAAGUUUGAACUUAGAAGAUGGCCCUGCACCCUCUGACUCGACGUCAUCUUCAUCAGAGCAGACUACUGAUGCUGAUGGAACUACUAAUGGUGAUGUAUCUGAAAAUCUGCUUUCUCGAAAGCCAAGCUCUGAUGAGUUAAAGGCUCUUUUGGCUGAUUCGGAACGAAGUAGGCUUUUGAGAAGACUGAGUGAAGCAAAUCAAUAUAACCGAUUCCUCAAGAGACAGUUGCAAAUAAAGGAUGAUGCAGUCGUAAAAUUCAAAGGUGAACUUGCUGUUUUGGAACUAGAAAUGCAGGCUCUGGUUGGCCUAGCUGAAGAGGUUGCUAAUUUUGAUGUUCCGUUAGGGUCUAGGAAGAUAAACGGAAAAUAUAUUCAAUCUCAUCUUCUCUCCAGAUUAGAAGCUGUCCAUGAUAAGAUUAUGGAACAGGUAAAGAGUGUUGACGCUUUAAAGACCCAAGAAAUUCCUGUCUACUGGAUUGGCAUGGCUGAGAAUGUGCAGAUCAUGGGUUCAUUCGACGGAUGGUCACAGGGCGAGGCGAUGUCCAUGGAGUAUUCAGGUGACUACGGAAGAUUCUCUGCAACUCUGAAGCUAAGACCUGGAAGGUACGAGAUCAAGUUUUUGGUUGAUGGGGAAUGGAGAUUGUCGCCUGAAUAUCCCACUGCUGGAGAUGGACUGACGCAGAACAACAUUCUUGUUGUGGAGUAAUACAACUUCCUCAUCUACCAUUUCAAUCAUCCAAACAAUGCCGAAGUGCACCUACAUCUACAUGUCUUCUUCCAUCUGUAAUACUAUGCUUACUAUGUGGACAUGUGGUUGCCUCACAGAAAUCGAAUAAAUUAGCCUAUCCUGGCAUAUGAUCCUUUCGUAUUUAAAUAUAUGACGAAUAAAUUAACCUAUCCUGAACGUCAUAUACUUAAAAAUGGAGCGAAUACCAGUGCUAGAUCAC